AUGGGAGAAGGGGAUGGAAUCUGGGAGAAGGGGAUGGAAUCUGGGAGAAGGGCAUGGAAUCAGGGAGAUGGGGAUGGAAUCUGGGAGAAGGGGAUGGAAUCUGGGAGAAGGGGUGUAAUCUGGGAGAAGGGGAUGGAAUCUGGGAGAAGGGGAUGGAAUCUGGGAGAAGGGGAUGGAAUAUGGGAGAAGGGGGUGGAAUCUGGGAGAAGGGGAUGGAAUCUGGGAGAAGGGGAUGGAAUCUGGGACAAGGGGAUGGAAUCAGGGAGAAGGGGAUGGAAUCUGGGAGAAGGGGAUGGAAUUUGGGAGAAGGGUAUGGAAUCAGGAGAAGGGGAUGGAAUCUGGGAGAAGGGGAUGGAAUCUGGGAGAAGGGGAUGGAAUAUGGGGGAAGGGGAUGGAAUCUGGGAGAAGGGGAUGGAAUCUGGGAGAAGGGGAUGGAAUCUGGGAGAAGGGGAUGGAAUUUGGGAGAAGGGUAUGGAAUCCGAGAGAAGGGGAUGGAAUCUAGGAGAAGGGGAUGGAAUCUGGGAGAAGGGGAUGGAAUCUGGGAGAAGGGGAUGGAAUCUGGAAGAAGGGGAUGGAAUCUGGGAGAAGGGGGUGGAAUCUAGGAGAAGGGGAUGGAAUCUGGGAGAAGGGGAUGGAAUCUGGGAGAAGGGGAUGGAAUCUAGGGGAUGGAAUCUGGGAGAAGGGGAUGGAAUAUGGGAGAAGGGGAUGGAACCAGAGAGAAGGGGAUGGAAUCUGGGAGAAGGGGAUGGAAUCUGGGAGAAGGGGAUGGAAUCUGGGAGAAGGGGAUGGAAUGAGGGAGAAGGGGAUGUAAUCUGGGAGAAGGGGAUGGAAUCUGGGAGAAGGGAUGGAAUCUGGGAGAAGGGGAUGGAAUCAGGAAGAAGGGGAUGGAAUCCGGGAGAAGGGGAUGAAAUCUGGGAGAAGGGGAUGGAAUCUGGGAGAAGGGGAUGGAAUCGGGGAGAAGGGGAUGGAAUCAGGGAGAAGGGGAUGGAAUUUGGGAGAAGGGGAUGGAAUCUGGAGAAGGGGAUGGAAUCUGGGAGAAGGGGAUGGAAUCUGGGAGAAGGGGAUGGAAUCUGGGAUAAGGGGAUGGAAUCUGGGAGAAGGGGAUGGAAUCUGGGAGAAGGGGAUGGAAUUUGGGAGAAGGGGAUAGAAUCUGGAGAAGGGGAUGGAAUCUGGGAGAAGGGGAUGGAAUCUGGGAGAAGGGGAUGUAAUAUGGGAGAAGGGGAUGGAAUCAGGGAGAAAGGGAAGGAAUCUGGGAGAAGGGGAUGGAAUCUAGGAGAAGGGGAUGGAAUCUGGGAGAAGGGGAGGGAAUCUGGGAGAAGGGGAUGGAAUAUGGGAGAAGGGGAUGGAAUCUGGGAGAAGGGGAUGGAAUCAGGAAGAAGGGGAUGGAAUCUGGGAGAAAGGGAUGGAAUCUGGGAGAAGGGGAUGGAAUGA
Closterium sp. NIES-65 is the source of this 1431-nucleotide messenger RNA. NCBI's taxonomy places the organism in Eukaryota, Viridiplantae, Streptophyta, Zygnematophyceae, Desmidiales, Closteriaceae. The record is from the annotation of a GenBank genome assembly.